Centruroides sculpturatus (bark scorpion) is the source of this 518-nucleotide messenger RNA. RefSeq lists its product as uncharacterized. NCBI's taxonomy places the organism in Eukaryota, Metazoa, Arthropoda, Arachnida, Scorpiones, Buthidae. The annotation marks the transcript as partial. The record is from RefSeq and is a predicted model, not a curated record. The transcript has 3 exons.
AUACCAUAUUUAUUUAUAUUUUCAGUAAAAUAUGGCGAUCAGAUGGUAUCCUUAUCUCCUGGUUUUCUUUUUAACUUUAAUAAUCACAAUAAUAGCGGCACCCUCUUCUGAUACAACAAAAGAUGAUAAUGAUAAUAGUGUAUCGGAAUCUCCAGAUGUGAAAGAUAAAAGAUCUCAAGAAGAAAUUAUGUUCGGAAACCAACAAAAUAAACCAGCUAAUUUAAUGGAUGAUAUUAUAUCCUAUGAACAGAAAAAGGAUGAAGAACCCAUUUUUACUCCUGCUGUAAAUAAUGCGUCAGAAAUACAGAAAACUGAGAGUGAAAGUAAAGAAACUGAAAAUGAACAGUCUUCCAAGGUUACACCAUCUCAGAAUACACCCGAAACUAGACGAUAUGAUUAUUUAGAUUAUGUGGAUGAUAAUAGCGAACAAAGAUACUCUGAUAAUGAAUAUGGAAUAGCACCCAAUCAACAAAAUGAAGGACAGGGUGACGUUAUGGAACCUUCUUUGUAUUCGAUGC